AUGGCCAAAUGGAGGAACGCUGAGAGGAUGGUCGCUCGAAGAAGGGCUGAAGUCGAGCGAAACCAACCUCCGCCCCUUCCACCUAACGCCAGGGAAGAAACUCCACCCGUUCCUGUUGAAGAGGUGGCUCAGAAUGAAAUGGCCGAAGCAGAAACUGUUGUCGAUCAACAGAAGGGUCAAGUGACGGAGUUCAGGGCGGGGAGAAUAGUUGAGAUUGGACGUCGCCAACACGACGCAAUCAAACAGAUCGACUUCCUCACAACCAAACUAGAAAAGAAGAAAGGGAGAGCAGCAGAGGCCUCUUUCCGAGCCGAGUCUGAGGCAGCGAAAGUGGCGGAAGAGAGAGCUAGGGCCGAUGCUGGAGCAAAUGAGGCCAGGAUUGCUGUCACAUUGAAAAUGGCCACUGAGGAAAAGACAAAAGCGAAUGAAGAAACGCUCAGACUGGCCAACGAAAUGAUUGCAAAGUUGGAGGCCGACCUGGAAGAGUCUAGGCGGGCGAAGGCGAACGCCGAGUCUUGGCUUUCCGAGUCGUUCCAAGCUAGUAAGAAUGUGGCCUUGGUGGACUAUGUCGAAGAAGUGCUGAAAUUUGAAAAUAGGGGGUUCAAACACGGCUGGCUCAAGGCUUUGGCUGCCGCUAACGUGACAUCGGAACAGUCGAUUCCGUACGAGCAGGUAGACAUUAAGCCGCUGGAGUCUGACCCUGAAAAUACCGAAGACAGUUGA
Camellia sinensis is the source of this 723-nucleotide messenger RNA. NCBI's taxonomy places the organism in Eukaryota, Viridiplantae, Streptophyta, Magnoliopsida, Ericales, Theaceae. The record is from RefSeq and is a predicted model, not a curated record.